CACCUAAACAAACCGAUCUGUAUAACAGAGAGACCGUCGAUAUUACGUUAUAUUUCUGCAUUUGGCAUUAAGCUUAUCCACAAUAUGGAUUUGGACUCGCUUAAAUAUGCGGAAUUGCAGCGCCUCGCUAAAGAAGUUGGAAUGAAAGCGAAUAUGAAGGCUGAAAAACUAUUGAAAGCUUUAAAAGAGCACUUUUCAAAACAACAACAACAGCAGACAUCGGAAAAUGGGAAUGAUUUAGCCGACGCGCACGACGACGAUGCUGUCCCGCCCGUUGACUCGCAAAGCGCGCACACGGCAACGUUUGUGACCGAGCGCCGAGCAAAAGGACGCACUGCCAAGAGAAAGCUCAGUGACUUCCCACCUGUCACUGCUCAGACUGAAGAAAAGCAGGCACAAGAGGAGAGCCGAAGGGGCUCCAAGAGAAGGAAGGUGUCCUCAGCCAAGAACACACAGACUCUGAUUCCACCUGAAAUCUCUACUAAAGAGGAUACUGUGGAGAAAGCUCUAGAAUCUGGGGAAACCAAUCCAGACUCUGAAGAUGCUUCUACAGAGCCAAGUGCGAAAGGUGUGGGGAGAAGAACCGUGGGUAAAAUCCCCCGUCAUGAAGGUCUGAUGAAGAGGAAACCUACGCUGCGGCCGACAACUCCUAAUUUCAAAAAACUCCAUGAGGCUCAUUUCAAAAAGUUGGAGUCCAUCGAUUCGUAUGUGCAAAGGAAGAACAAACAAAUGGAGGUGAUCAGGAAUUCAGUCAAGGAGCUGAAGACACUGUCAGAAAAGACGCUGAAGAAAUCGGUCGAGACAAAGGCUCAAACUAAGGUGGCUUCUAGCCGAGCAUCUCUCUUCAGUCCUGGAGUGCAGGAGAAGAAACCAGUGCCAGAAAAACGCAGGCUCACUCAGCAGACUGCCAGCAAGUCUGCAUUGAAAGACAGCACCACCUUCAGGCCAACAGUCCUCACCACCAAUAAAAUUAAUGUCAGGUUCUCAAAGGCCACUCACGAUAACGAAUACAAGCGUUCUCUUGUAAAGACUCCAGCUCGUAUGUCUCCUCUUGUCUCUCUCACCUUCACUCCGGGAAGAAAAUCUGAUGUUCAUACCAAAUCUGAACUUAAUAAAAGUGUCAACACCAUCAAUAAAACACCUGGAGUUACUCCAUUUGUUUUUAAUGGGAACAACAGCAUGUCAGUCACACCUGGUACCACCAACAAGAAUACAUUUGAUCUGAAGGCCAGUCUCUCUCGUCCACUCACCUACAAACCACACAAAGGAAAACUGAAGGCUUUUGGAGCUACACAGGAGAACACAGAACUUAAUAAAUCUCAGACUGUUCCUUCACACCAGAAAAACUAUAAACAGCACCAAGUUCGAACCAGAGAGGAGCGACGUGCCAAGCACACAGUAGACCGAAAACAGAAGAAAGAGAAUAUGCUGGGUGCCAGACGAGGCUUGGUCAUGGCCUAACUCCAUUGUCUUUUCUGUUUUGCUAUUUUAGACCCUCGCUGUACAUGUUAACUUUUGUCCUUUUUGUUCCAAAUUUUUUACAUUUUUACUCUUCUGUAAACAUCUGUUUAUUAACAUAGGUUAAUGUGCAGUGAGGUAAUCCAUUUAUAGAUGAGGAUUUUAUAUCUUAAACAUUGUUUUUGAUUUAUGUGUGAAGAGAUGCCCUGGUGAAUUGUAUUUAGUAUGAAUGGUUACAUUUGUACUGGGACAAAAACAGUAGUCACUUAAAACAUUGGUCACACAAAAUGUCUAUUUGAACUUGAGCGAUAUUCAUAAAUUAUCAUUUUGUACUUUUGUCCUUCAUGUGGUCAUUUGUGUAUAUAUAUGUGUUAAAGAUAUUGGCCUGCAAAAAAUACAUCCAAUGAUUUGUUUUUACAAAGUUUUUAUUAAUAAAACGUUUGUAACGUU
Messenger RNA from Rhinichthys klamathensis goyatoka, 1908 nucleotides. It is a transcript of the gene nusap1, whose product is annotated as nucleolar and spindle associated protein 1. The transcript has 12 exons. Gene Ontology annotation, biological process: establishment of mitotic spindle localization; mitotic cytokinesis; mitotic chromosome condensation. Lineage: Eukaryota; Metazoa; Chordata; Actinopteri; Cypriniformes; Leuciscidae. Bases 85 to 1461 code for a protein of 458 amino acids. The record is from RefSeq and is a predicted model, not a curated record. Gene Ontology annotation, cellular component: microtubule; nucleolus; mitotic spindle. Gene Ontology annotation, molecular function: microtubule binding.